Messenger RNA from Dacryopinax primogenitus, 654 nucleotides. RefSeq lists its product as uncharacterized. The record is from RefSeq and is a predicted model, not a curated record. Bases 69 to 458 code for a protein of 129 amino acids. The transcript has 6 exons. Lineage: Eukaryota; Fungi; Basidiomycota; Dacrymycetes; Dacrymycetales; Dacrymycetaceae.
GCCUCUUUCGGGAUGGCUGUAGUUAUCGGCAUUGGUUGGAAGGCCCUCUCCCGACCUGGGUGGUCGCCAUGUAUGUGGCGCAUGCUCUCCAGUUCCCCCUCCUCUUCUACCGAUGUUCAAAUCUGACCGGAGUAACAACUGCAACUAUCAGUGUUUUUGACUUCGCCGGACUGAUAGCAUGGUUGGUGUGUUUCAUCUUCAUGAUCAAAGGCCAUGUCAACUGUAAGGCCGGAUCUGAGUGGAUGCUCGCGCUCAGUCCUGGAUGCCCGUUUUCUGACGACGCUCGAGACGACAUUGCCUAUGUCAAGUGCAUUUUCAGUGGGUUUCAGCUCGCUCUUGCUUCAGCAGGAUUGCUCGGCAUAGUUGUACUGGUUUUCUUUCCCGUCUUCAUCUGGAUUCUCGGCGAUGACCCUGCUUCUCCUGAAGCAUUAGGUGCAGGACAUCUGCAGAUGGUUUGAAGUGAAAAUACCGUCAGGUUGCAGACCUUGGCGACUGCCCGAGUAGGAAGUGGUGAGAUGCGAGUUGUUGCUGAAAAUGUCGCCAGGAUGCAAACUCUGGCACAUCCCCAAAUUGAAGAGCCUUAAAUGCUCAGUCUGAUGUCAUGAGCUUAUAUGUACGAUGUAGUACAUUUCUCAGCUGCCUGAUGCAAAGAAC